UAACAGGACAGUUUUGGUUGACAUAGCUUAGAAACAAGCAUGAAGUGGAAGGAGCAUCUUUGACCCAUGUUGUGUUCCACUGAUCCACAGGGACACACAACUGAGGUCCAUUCAUUAUUGAACAGUGGAUUGGACAUGGACUUCUUUUCUCUGUUGGUGUAUCUACUUUUCUAUUGUAUUCAUGUUGGGGCACAGGUGAAGCUGUUUCCUGAAAAACUAACUAUCCUUCGAGGAGAGGAGGCCCGGCUGACAUGCAGCACCUCCAACACCAGAUGGACUGUUAUGAUUUGGCUUCUAAAUGGUGUAGCUGUUCUCACCAUCUCCAAGGAAAAUGGUGUUCUGCCCUCCAUCAACGCUAAUGUGACAGCAGAGAAAAGCGUUGUCUCUACGGGAGACAGCUGGGUGUUGAUCCUGAAACACACAGAGAGGUACAAUCAGGGACAAGUGACUUGUGACCUCCAGGACAUUGAUAGGAAAACAGCAAGCUUGUUUGUACAAGAAAAGGGCAGUGUGAAAGUCUCUGGGGAUAAAUUGGCUUUUAUGGGACAGUUGGCCUUGUUUGAAUGCCAUGCUGAAGGAUGGUACCCUCAACCUACUUUACAAUGGUGGAUGAAUGACAAAAAGGUGAGCCAGGCCGAAUACAACAUUAGUAGUGAAGAGUCAGGAAGGAGCCUCUUUACAGUGAACAGCAACCUCAGCGUGACUGCAGCAAAGAGCUCUUAUGUGGAUUGUCUGGCCUCAGUGUCGGCCCUGCCCACACCACUAAGGAGCAGAGUCCGUCUAACAGUGGUUGCAGAGGUGGUGGAGGAAGGAGAUGACUGCAGAGUCCCGCUGGCGGUGACAGCCUCCCUCUCUGCUUUUCUGCUGCUUCUCCUGCUCUGCAUCUGCACUGUCCUCUGGUUCAGACAAAGGAGACAAGCAAAACCAUGCCAACAGGAGGGAAUAAGGUUUGACCAAUCAGGGAACAAGAGAGGCUUUGUUGCUGAGGUGACUGGGGGCAAGGACAACCUGGGCUUCUGGAGUGAGGGCUCCACAGAUGCAGAGUACACUGAGUGGACCAUGGAAACUCAUAGCAACAUGAAUGUUAAUAGCUUACACAAGGUCCCUGAUGUUGUGUCCUCAAGCACCUUGUCCCUGCACACUGAUAGCCCAGCCCAGGUGUGUCUGUCAGAAGAAAGCUCAACGAAUGUCAGGAGGAUAACCACAGUUUAAUUACAUUUGUUGAGACUGUAUUCAUAUAAAAUAGAUGUUAACCAUGUAAAAGUGCCGCAUAGUACAGUUCUUAUAGGUAAACUACUCAUAAUGUGUGCACUGUGUAUUGGAUUUUUUAAAGCUUGAAGCAUACUAUAUGUCAACUUAGACUGAAUGUGUUUGUACAACAAUACAAAAACAUGAAAAAAAAAUGUCUUUUUUGUUCUUGGCAUUUUGAAGAUUGUCAAAGGGCUGUAGAGGGAAGGAAAAUGCAGAUCGUUGAAAGUCAGGAUUCAUGUCAGUGCAGGUGCAGAUAGAGAUUAACAUUCAUGGAACAGAAGAUCUCUAGCAAAUGUACAAA
Messenger RNA from Labrus mixtus (cuckoo wrasse), 1552 nucleotides. It is a transcript of the gene igsf5b, whose product is annotated as immunoglobulin superfamily, member 5b. The coding region runs from base 67 to 1212 and encodes 381 amino acids. The transcript has 10 exons. NCBI's taxonomy places the organism in Eukaryota, Metazoa, Chordata, Actinopteri, Labriformes, Labridae. Gene Ontology annotation, biological process: cell-cell adhesion. The record is from RefSeq and is a predicted model, not a curated record.